GCCCACUAACCCGCUUAACCUCCGCGUCCAUCUUGCUCUGUUCCCAGAUGGACGUGACAUUCAUCAACUCUGGUGCUCUAAGCCGCGCCCACUACUCUUUGGUGCGCAAGGUGGAGUCUGCACAGUCCCCGCAAGCAGCAGACCAGAUCCAUCUGAGCGAAAUUGAUGGGAUUAGACGUCACUUUGCUGUUGGAGGUGUAUCGCUCGUGCAAUGCAGGGAGAAGCUGAUCAUGCUUCUUUACUGUUCCAUGAAUUUGACACACGUCAAUCCUGGCGAGCUCGCGUUUGCUUUGCCGCAAGCUGUCAAUCUGGCCGAGAUGGGGCAGACGUUGCGUGACAAGCAACUCGGCUUUGUCUUUUGCACUGAAGUCAUGCCACCGAAUCAUGAAUUACAGCUUAUGUUGGUCAAUACCAUUCGCAAGGAUCUAGAAAGCUCGUCCACAGCACGUGUUUGCCUCGCUCUCAGCGUCUUAAUCCAAAUGCCAAAUGAUGAAGUGAUACCCGCAGUACAAUCGCAUUUGCAGGCCCUAUUCAUGCACAAGUCGAUAUCAGUUCGUCGUAGAGCUUAUUUGGCAUAUCACUCGCUGCUACAUAAUGACCCUUCGCGCUUGACACCGCUAGAGGAUGCGGUGGUCCUCCGCAUCCAACGUACACUGCCCUCUAUAGACUCUUGCGCUAUGGCGGCAGCCAUAAAACUCAAUCGGGCCGAUUCCAUCAAUGAUGAAGUCAACGCUCUCCUGCCAAUUGUAUGGCAAAGACCCGGUCGUCAGUCUCAAUCUCUUACUUUAUUGGUUCUUCGAGCCCUUCGGAAGGCCAGGCUAUCAAUUCCAAACGUUGGUAUUGUGCUUGACAUUAUCAAGCGCACAUCCAGUCCCCCAGUGCGAGUGCUGUUGCGGGAGGCUUUUCUUGUCUUAUCGUCCGUAUCAGCAGAGGCUAUCCAAGAAUGCCAAAUACAGCAGUCUCUGUCGCCAGUGGCCUGCAUUCGACGCCUGUUGACCUCACAGGAUGCUAACGAUCAGUACCUGUUUGUUUCGUGUUUAGAUUGCUUGAGCCCCACCCUUUGGGCAGGGACCCUGCCAGGAACAAUAGCAGUCUUAGACGAAUGGGAGGUUCAAGAGGUAAUGAAACUUCUUGAUUCACAUGACAGGCUUGUCCGAAAGAUAACCCUGAGAGUCCUACAAGCGGUCGAUUCUUCCCUUGUCGAGGCGUAUAGCACGCAGUUACUACACAACUUUCCUACUGGGUUAACUCUAUCUGACAAGGGCGAAUAUGUUUCUCGUCUGCUUGACGUUGGCGAGCUUCAGCAUGGGAAUGACGGGGAACAAUAUGCUAGCUACCUUAAGGACCUCUUUGCCGUCGCAGAGGGUGACACUCAAGGUCGUACGGAGGACAUGUCUGUCCUCGAGGUAGGCGUUGAGAUGAUCCUUACCUACAUCCGGGAAUUUGAUAUUACAUCUCGUAUAUCUUGCGUUACCGCAUUGGCGGUGUCUGUUACAGAGUCAGGUGCUCAGAUUGGACCGACUCUAAUGGUGGUUACUUCCGCUUUGGUUUGUGAAUACUGCGGGAAGAUAGCAUCGUCACCCCUAGCAUUACUCCAGGGAAUGGCUAGCAGACUUGUCUCAUAUGGUGUUCAAGAUGCAUGUCUGCUGUCUAUGCUUCGGAUGUCUGCAGAGUGUGACCAGAUUCCCCACACUGUCUCAGAGCUUGUCACCGAAAUAUCCCAGUUCUCCAGAAAGCGUAUUCGGAAUCGGUGUAGCCUGUUCUUGACAUAUUGUGGUCAAAGGGAUGUGCUCACUGGUAUCAUUGCUCAAGCAUCCUCGUCCUCGCUUCCAGACUUUUUGGCUGCUCUAACAACUUAUGAAUCAAAUCCCGGCGCAUCAGCGCCUGUUGAUUUGAAGUCUCCGUCGGCAGUAUACGGACUUUCGCCGGACUCGCCUCCACGAGCUAGCUUAUCUCCCAGAAAGUUACGUUACGAAGCAUAUGGCACUCCCCAGGCUGUGCCCAGUCUAAGGCAUCUAUUAAGCCCGCGCAGAAAUGAAGACACCCUCUUAAGUUCGGGGAACAGGACACGAAGUUCCUCACGUGCGAGUGAACGUGGGAUGUCAUCCGAACUUGCAAGAACCAUCACCCCAGGAGAGUUGACUAUUGCUGCCGCGCAGGGUCCCCUGCAAGACCUGCCCGAGCUUGACCACGUUCGGAGUUCAAACACGCCACCGAAUGAAGAUUUAGCAUCUCGUGUUGAUCUCAUAUCGCUCGACACUGCCAUCAGCGAAGUGCCUGUGAUAUUUCCGACUCCUGAGCCAGACUUUGAAGAAGUCUGGGAUGCCAUGGAAAAUUCCAAUUUCCGAGGCUGGUGUGAGUCGUCGAUGGACAACGUAGUGAGACUUUUACAGAGUUUACAGCACUCCAUGAGAGUCAUUGCGGUUGAUCAGCCACCAUUUGAAGGGGAGCUCAAAGUUUUGGUUGCUGCCUCACCUAAUUCGCCCUUAAUGGGGUCGAAACAAGGUGCCGCCCUUCGUCUCCGAGAGAGUGAAGAAGAAAGCUGCCUGUGGCGUCUCCGGUCCGAUGAUAUGGAGUUACGAACCACUAUCAAGAGACUCUUGGAGGACCUAUAAGAUGCCCUGUUAUUUGUCAUGCGGUUAUCAGAUAUGUCUGUGUUUGUUGAGAUGUCCCCGGUGAGAAAUAAACUUUUGAGGUCGUGAAUUUGAGGCUAGAUCAUCAAGUGAUUGAGCGAUUUCAGGCGAUUUCAGGCAUCUGUUGAAUUCCAGCAGCCACUCAUCCGGAACAAGAUUCGUGCUGCUCGGAAAACUUGUCGUCGUGUCGACCGGUCAUUGGUCAACCGGUCAGCCCCUAGUAUGGCAUCAUGGAGCCGUGGGAAAAUUGUGAUUCGAUAUAACCCGGCCCUCCUCCAAAAAAUUUGACUAGGAAAUCUUCC
This is a messenger RNA of Suillus subalutaceus, 2935 nucleotides long. RefSeq names its product armadillo-type protein. The transcript has 17 exons. Gene Ontology annotation, biological process: receptor-mediated endocytosis; intracellular protein transport. The record is from RefSeq and is a predicted model, not a curated record. Gene Ontology annotation, molecular function: cargo adaptor activity. Gene Ontology annotation, cellular component: membrane coat; AP-4 adaptor complex. Lineage: Eukaryota; Fungi; Basidiomycota; Agaricomycetes; Boletales; Suillaceae. Bases 48 to 2615 code for a protein of 855 amino acids.